This is a messenger RNA of Brettanomyces bruxellensis, 786 nucleotides long. RefSeq names its product atp4 subunit B of the stator stalk of mitochondrial F1F0 ATP synthase (gene ATP4). Gene Ontology annotation, biological process: proton motive force-driven ATP synthesis. NCBI's taxonomy places the organism in Eukaryota, Fungi, Ascomycota, Pichiomycetes, Pichiales, Pichiaceae. The record is from RefSeq and is a predicted model, not a curated record. Gene Ontology annotation, molecular function: proton transmembrane transporter activity. Bases 1 to 786 code for a protein of 261 amino acids. The transcript is spliced from 2 exons.
AUGUUCAAUACUCUUGCUUUAAGAGCUGCUAAAAUCUCACUCGUGAGACCUUCGCUUCUCAGACCAAUGGUUGUGAGGCCAUUGGUUUUGAAGUCUGCAUUUUUACAAUCAAAAUCUGUAUCCCCAAUCGGUCUAAGAUUUUUGGCUACUAAAGCACCAGAGUCUAAAAAGGCUGCAAAGGUUGAUGCAAAAACUAAAGCUACUAGCCUUAUUGACAUGAUUCCAGGUUCUAACUUUGUCACAAAGACAGGUACAUUGGCAACGGCUGCAGCAGCUACUGUUUACAGUAUUGCUGAGGGAUUUUUUGUUAUUAACGGAGAGUCGCUUUUGGUCAUCACGUUCUUCAGCUUUAUUUACAUGACUGUCAAAGUUAUUGCUCCGCUGUACGGUGAGUUUGCCAGAAAGAGAAUUGGAUUUGUUACCAAGACUUUGAAUGAUGCCAGAGAGAAUCAUGUCAAUGCAGUUAAAGACAGAAUUUCUGAGGUUUCAAACUUGAAAGAUGUGGUCACAACUACAAAGGCUCUUUUCGAGAUGUCUAAGGAGACUGCCGCUAUUGAGGCUGAGGCUUUCGAGUUGAAACAGAAAGUCGAGGUCGCCAACAAAGCAAAGUCUGUUUUGGACUCAUGGGUUAGAUACGAGGCUCAGGUUAGACAAUUGCAGCAGGAGCAAUUAUCCUCUACUGUCAUUGGUAAUGUCAAGCAGCAGUUGAAGGACAGCAAGUUCGAAGACAAGGUCUUAGCAGAGUCUGUUUCCGAAGUGGAAAGGUUGUUUGCCAAGGAGAAAUGA